UGCAGCGUCACACUGAUGCACCCAAAUGAGAGGGGUGUCCCCAACCUGCCCAUCCUCCCUGGAGCAGCUGCCUCUCCUCCACGUGGCUCGUUCUUCUUAUCUUGCCAGUCCAGGAAGCCAGUGCAGGAAGUGGGCUGGGGCCUGGCUUCCUGUUGUCUCCGGACCUCCCUGGUGACUCUUCUGGGGAAGGCCUCUGAGAUACUGGAUUGGCCCCCAACCCAGGCCCUUCCAUGGAGAGCCACCCCGUGGGGGUUGAGGGCCAUUUCCACCUCCACAGGAGAUGCCUUCCAUUCUGCCACCUGGAGAAACAGCUGCCCAUAUCGACUCCCGUUGUCACUGCUGAAGACGGCUCAGAAUCACCCCAUGUUAGUGGAGCUUAAGAACGGGGAGACGUACAAUGGGCACCUGGUGAGCUGUGACAACUGGAUGAACAUCAACCUGCGCGAGGUGAUCUGCACGUCGAGGGAUGGGGACAAGUUCUGGCGGAUGCCCGAGUGCUACAUCCGCGGCAGCACCAUCAAGUACCUGCGCAUCCCCGAUGAGAUCAUUGACAUGGUCAAAGAAGAGGUGGUGGCCAAGGGUCGUGGCCGUGGGGGCCUGCAGCAGCAGAAGCAGCAGAAAGGACGUGGCAUGGGGGGUGCUGGACGAGGUGUGUUUGGCGGCCGUGGCAGAGGCGGGAUCCCAGGCACUGGCAGAGGUCAGCCAGAAAAGAAGCCCGGCAGGCAGGCGGGUAAACAGUGAGCUGGCCCUGCAUUACCCAGAGACUUAAGCCCUCCCCCAACAGGCCGCAUGUCUGCUCCCGUCCAUGAGUCUGUUCAGAACAGAAAAAAAGAGGCAGGUGUUGGGGGGACCCCACCUGUGCAUCUUAUGGUCCUCCUCUUUAUGUUGUCUUUUUUUUUUAAUUAAUUUUUGAUAGAAGGGAG
Molecule: messenger RNA, 923 nt
Organism: Myotis myotis
Lineage: Eukaryota; Metazoa; Chordata; Mammalia; Chiroptera; Vespertilionidae
Gene: LSM4
Product: LSM4 homolog, U6 small nuclear RNA and mRNA degradation associated
Exons: 5
Coding region: 16-741 (241 amino acids)
Biological process (GO): mRNA splicing, via spliceosome; spliceosomal snRNP assembly; P-body assembly
Cellular component (GO): P-body; U6 snRNP; spliceosomal tri-snRNP complex
Molecular function (GO): U6 snRNA binding
Source: RefSeq, a predicted model, not a curated record